AUGGCGAAGAAAGAAGAGAGUGUGAAGCUUCUAGUGCCCAAAAAGUCGCCUUUGCUUCUUGAGCUUAACCCGGUUCACAAGAAAGUUCCGGUUCUUGUCCACAAUGAUAAAAUAUUAUCCGAGUCACAUGUGAUCCUCGAAUACAUUGACCAAACAUGGAGUCACAAUCCAAUCCUGCCGCAAGAUCCUUACGAAAAGGCCAUGGCUCGAUUCUUGGCUAAGUUCGUCGAUGAACAGAUCCUACCAGCAGGGUUCAUGUCCUUGGUAAAAGCAGACAAGGGGAUAGAAGUUGCUAUCGAAGAGACUCGAGAACUGCUUACGUUUCUUGAGAAGGAAGUCACUGGAAAAGAUUUCUUUGGGGGCAAGACGAUCGGAUUCUUGGACAUGGUCGCAGGAAGUAUGAUCCCGUUCUGUCUAGAUCGGGCUUGGGAAUGUAUGGAAAUUGAUAUGAUUCCAGAGGAGAGUUUUCCAGAAUUAAACAGAUGGAUCAAGAAUUUGAAUGAGGUUGAGAUCGUGAGGGAAUGUAUACCUCCAAAAGAGAAACAUAUUGAGCGCAUGAACAAAAUUGUAGAGAGAAUUAAGUCUACCUAUUAA
Microthlaspi erraticum is the source of this 594-nucleotide messenger RNA. NCBI's taxonomy places the organism in Eukaryota, Viridiplantae, Streptophyta, Magnoliopsida, Brassicales, Brassicaceae. The record is from the annotation of a GenBank genome assembly.